Histoplasma mississippiense is the source of this 852-nucleotide messenger RNA. RefSeq names its product multidrug resistance protein 4. Gene Ontology annotation, cellular component: membrane. The coding region runs from base 1 to 852 and encodes 283 amino acids. The transcript has 2 exons. The record is from RefSeq and is a predicted model, not a curated record. Lineage: Eukaryota; Fungi; Ascomycota; Eurotiomycetes; Onygenales; Ajellomycetaceae. Gene Ontology annotation, molecular function: ATP hydrolysis activity; ATP binding; ATPase-coupled transmembrane transporter activity.
AUGGGCAAGGCCAAGUCUGCCGCCACGGAAUUCAAGAGGCUCUUCGAGAGAAAGCCAGUUAUCGACACUUGGUCGACGGAUGGUGAGGUGUUAGAGACUGUUGAGGGCACUAUCGAGUUCCGUGAUGUGCAUUUCAGAUAUCCCACCCGGCCCGAACAGCCUAUCCUUCGCGGCCUAAACCUGACCGUGAAGCCCGGCCAGUAUGUCGCGUUGGUGGGCGCUAGCGGCUGUGGCAAGAGUACCACAAUUGCCCUCCUCGAACGUUUUUACGACCCACUAGCCGGCGGCGUGUAUAUGGAUGGAAAGGAAAUUACGAGGUUGAAUGUCAGCUCGUAUCGAAGUUUCUUGUCCCUCGUCAGCCAGGAACCCACGCUCUAUCAAGGAUCGAUCCGCGAUAAUAUCCUUCUUGGCGUCGAUGUUGACGACGUGCCCGAGGAACAAAUCAUCCAGGCUUGUAAAUCUGCCAAUAUCUAUGAUUUCAUCAUCUCUCUCCCUGACGGCUUCUCCACCAUCGUCGGCAGCAAAGGCAGCAUGUUAUCCGGCGGCCAAAAGCAGCGCAUCGCCAUCGCCCGCGCCCUCAUCCGCGAUCCCAAAGUCCUCCUCCUCGACGAAGCCACCUCAGCCCUCGACUCAGAGUCCGAGAAGGUCGUGCAGGCCGCGCUGGACGCAGCAGCGAAGGGCCGCACCACCAUCGCCGUCGCCCACCGUCUCAGCACUAUCCAGAAGGCCGAUGUUAUCUACGUCAUCGACCAGGGACGCGUUGUGGAAAGCGGCACGCAUAAUGAGCUGUUGGGGAAUAAGGGACGGUAUUUCGAGUUGGUUAGUUUGCAGAGUUUGGGAAAGACCCAUUAA